Messenger RNA from Penicillium cataractarum, 1569 nucleotides. Its product is annotated as glycoside hydrolase family 43 protein. Gene Ontology annotation, biological process: carbohydrate metabolic process. Gene Ontology annotation, molecular function: hydrolase activity, hydrolyzing O-glycosyl compounds. Bases 1 to 1569 code for a protein of 522 amino acids. The record is from RefSeq and is a predicted model, not a curated record. The transcript has 2 exons. NCBI's taxonomy places the organism in Eukaryota, Fungi, Ascomycota, Eurotiomycetes, Eurotiales, Aspergillaceae.
AUGUCCACAGUAUACAGAAACCCCAUCAUUCCUGGAUUCGCACCAGACCCAUCCAUCGUCUUCGUCAAGGACACUUAUUUCAUUGUCAACUCCUCAUUUCAUAUCUUCCCCGGCCUUCCAAUCUAUGCCUCAAGGGACCUCAUUUCUUGGACACAUAUUGGAAAUGCAAUCAACAAGACAAGUCAACUUGACCUAUCCAACGCGACGACAGAUGCAUUCCCAAUUGGUCCCAACAAGAACCUCGUUGCUACACUCGGUCUCUUCGCGCCGACUAUUCGGUGGCAUAACGACGUAUUCUACAUAAUAUGCACGAACGCCUCGCGCAAAGAGGGUGGAGAUCUUCGCACCGACAAUUUCAUCAUUACAUCCACAAACAUCUGGGCUAAUGAGUGGAGUGACCCGGUCUGGUUUGAGUACGAUGGUAUCGACCCCAGUUUAUUAUUCGACGACACUACCGGCAAAGUUUAUGUCCAAGCAUCAUGGAGAGAGGGAGCUUUGGCUGAUCGAAACUGUUCAAUCCGGCAAUUCGAGAUCGACAUCACGUCUGGGAAGAGACUUUCUGAAAUCAGGGUUAUCUGGAAGGGUGCUGAGACUAGCAACGAUGGGAAAAGUGAUAUCGAGGGACCACAUAUGUACCAGAAAGAUGGAUUUUAUUACCUUCUAGCUGCGGAUGGUGGGACCUUUGAGAAUCACCAGGUUGUCAUGGCGCGUUCUAGAGAUGUCUGGGGUCCUUUUGAGGUUUAUGAGAAUAAUCCAGUGCUUACCGCGUCAGGCACGGAUGAGUAUGUCCAGAAUGUUGGGCAUGCUGAUUUGUUUCAGGAUGGCUCUGGGGCUUGGUGGGCUGUCGCUUUAGGGGUGAGGAACGAGACUGGUGGUCGAACACCGAUCGGACGAGAGACAUUUUUAAUCCCUGUGGAAUGGCCUACUGGGGAAUGGCCGAUAUUUGGUCGGGCUAAGAUGCAGUUUGAGCGGUGCGGCCUCCCCGAGAAGGAGCCUAUUCCCACGCCCAUAGAGCGAGUUGAUGAUGUCUACAUCCGAGAUGCGAACCUGGACCACUACAAGUUUUCGGAUGAUGGCAGCGUGGUUGCACUGAAUCCAUCUAUGCGAGACCUAACAGCAACACAUGGAACAACAACUUUCGUCGGAAAACGGCAAAGAUCCUCUUGCUGCACCGCAACCGCAGCUCUCCACGUCCCUACUAGUCCAAAUACGAGGGCUGGAUUGAUGCUUUACAAGGAAGAUGUUCGCCACGUCGAUAUCUGCUACGAUAGCAACACAGGGAAAGUCACGCUAGAGGCAUGCUUCAAAUUGAAAGGAGAACCAAAGGUGAUCUCAGAAAUUGCGAUAACGAGUCAAAAGGUCCACAUGCGGAUUUCUGCGACUACUUUGGCGUAUGAGUUUUCCAUUCGAAUGGAGGAUGAGACAGGAUGGGUUUUACUUGGAUCUGUUGAUGCACUGGAAAUGACGGCGUGUGAUUUUAAUGGGACUUUGUUUGGGAUCUUUGCGAACACGACAAGUCAUGCCGUAAGUGAUAGUGUUGUGCAGCUAGAAGGGGUUUCUGUAUCUUAA